Molecule: messenger RNA, 1736 nt
Organism: Lacerta agilis (Sand lizard)
Lineage: Eukaryota; Metazoa; Chordata; Lepidosauria; Squamata; Lacertidae
Gene: CLU
Product: clusterin
Exons: 9
Coding region: 108-1496 (462 amino acids)
Source: RefSeq, a predicted model, not a curated record
GCCCGCCUAUAAAAGCGCGGAGCGGCCACUGCGCCACGGAUCGACCGGGCGAGGAGGACAAGCCGAGACCGACUUGAGAGGAACCUGGGAUUGUUUCUGCGGAGAAAAUGACACCUGCUGGAUGGCUCCCUCUGCUGGGGCUCCUCUUUCUCUGGGAGGGCGGGCACUGCCUUGUUCCUCCGGAAGAGCUGCAACAGAUGUCUGAAACGGGAAGCAAGUUGGUCGACUCGGAGCUGGAGAACGCCAUCAACGGGGUCCGGCAGAUGAAGGUCCUCAUGGACCAGACGAGCAGAGACCACCGGGAUAUCUUGAACGCCUUGGAGGACACCAAGAAGAAGAAGGAGGAGGCUCUCCUCCUGGCCCAGGAGACGGAGAAACAGCUGACAGAGAAGGAGGUCUGCAACGAGACCAUGCUGGCCCUCUGGGAAGAGUGCAAGCCCUGCUUGAAGCAGACCUGCAUGAGGUUCUACACCCGGACGUGCCACAGCGGGGCCGGUCUGGUGGGCAGGCAGCUGGAGGACCUCCUCAACCACUCCUCGCCCUUCACGAUCUGGGUCAACGGGGAGCGCAUCGACUCCCUGAAGGACGCGGGCGAGGACCAAGGGCAGCGGUUGGACGAGCUGGAGGAACGCUACAGCCUGGUUGAGGGUGGCGUGGACGACCUCUUUCAAGAGAGCACCCAGGCCUAUGGGCACUUCGCCCCCUUCUUCCAGUCGCCCUUCAGCGGCUUCCGGGACAUGUUCUGGGGUCCCAUCCGCAGCAUCCGACUCCCGGGCUCCCGCCUGGCCAGGGACGUGGCCCCCUUCCCCGCCUUCCCAGGCCAGUACCGACCCCACCAGGACUUCCACCAGCUGUUCCAGUCGCUCCACCAGAUGACACAGCAGCUCAUGGACGGGGUGCAGAAGGGGCCCUACGGUCAGUGGCCGGAGGGACGGCCGGGGCUUUCCUUUGGGAGGUUCCCGACAGGGACCCCCAGUACUGGGGACGACCGCCUGGUGUGCCGCGAGAUCCGCCGCAAUUCUGCCGGCUGCCUGAGGAUGAAGGAGAGGUGCGAGAAGUGCCAAGCCAUCCUGGAAGUCGAUUGCUCCCAGACAGACCCAGAGCAGACCCUGCUGAGAGAGCGUUUUGAGGAUGCCCUUCGAGUGGCGGAGCGCUUUACCCGGAGAUACGAUGAAAUCCUCAAGACUUUCCAGGAGGAGAUGCUCAACACCACGAGUCUAUUGGACCAGCUCAACCAGCAGUUUGGCUGGGUGUCCCGCCUGGCCAACGUCACUCGGAAUAGCGACAAACUUCUGCAGGUCACCAUGGUGGCAACCAAAUCUUCUGACCCCGAGGACCCAUCCCAGCCAACAGACACACAGGUGACCGUCCAGCUCUUUGACUCCGAGCCACUGACCCUGCUGGUGCCGGGAGACUUGGAAGUGAAAGACCCCCAAUUCAUGGACCUGGUGACCAAGCAGGCCAUCCGCCAGUUCAAGGCCAAUGAAGUGGAGUAGCUUUGCCUCCCCACCCCGCCACCCCGCCCCGGAUCUCAGGCCACGACAAGGGAGAGAGAGAGAAGCCAUAGCCUUCUGCCGUUCCUGCUGCCGACGCUCUCUUAGCGCGCCUCAGAGGACCUUCGCCCACCAAGCGCAGUCCGUCUGUCUUAGUAGUUUACACUGUACCGCUUGCCCUGUUUUUGCUGCUGGGUCUUUGCCGAUCCGAACCCGAAAUAAAAGAUUAUAUUAGGCCCAACG